AUGACGGCAGGAUAUGAAACAACAUCAACUACACUGGCGUAUGCAACAUAUGUACUUGCCAAACAUCCUGAAAUGCUUCAGAAAUUUUCGGAUGAAAUUGACCAGCUUCCAUUGGACAAUAAUAAUGACUCCAACGAAGAAGCAAAUUAUAAAUAUCUAGAUUAUGAGAUAGCCGCGCAGAUGUCUUAUAUGGUUAUGUUCGUUUUCGAGAUCUUAAGAAUGCAUCUUAUUGUUAAUGCAGCAAUUGAACGAUAUGCCUUUGAAGCCACGAUCGUACAAGGAAUCUUAAUUGAAAAAGGUACUUUGGGGCAUGCUGAUAUUUAUUCAAACCAUUUCGAUCGUGAACUUUGA
Adineta steineri is the source of this 351-nucleotide messenger RNA. The record is from the annotation of a GenBank genome assembly. NCBI's taxonomy places the organism in Eukaryota, Metazoa, Rotifera, Eurotatoria, Adinetida, Adinetidae.